Messenger RNA from Nicotiana attenuata, 936 nucleotides. RefSeq lists its product as uncharacterized. NCBI's taxonomy places the organism in Eukaryota, Viridiplantae, Streptophyta, Magnoliopsida, Solanales, Solanaceae. The coding region runs from base 1 to 936 and encodes 311 amino acids. The record is from RefSeq and is a predicted model, not a curated record. The transcript is spliced from 2 exons. Gene Ontology annotation, molecular function: catalytic activity.
AUGGAUGCUCUAAUAUGGAAUAUCAGGUCAGUUAAUACCCAACAAGCCUUUGAAAGGCUAAUCAAAAUGCACAGGAAGAACAAUUAUGAAUUUAUAGGAUUAAUGGAACCCAUGCAGCCUGCUAGAACAUUAGAAAGAUAUAGGAGCAGAAUUGGAUUUGCACAGGCAAUUGCAAAUGUAUCAAACAAGAUCUGGGCUUUCAUUGAUGAAGUAUAUGAAGUAACAGUAGUGUAUAACUUAGUCCAGCAGUUAACUCUGAGAUUGCUUCACACAGAAUCUCAUUUUGAGUUUGUUCUUACAUUGGUGUAUGCUAAGUGUGAUGUCAUAGAAAGAAUUGAACUAUGGGAUUCACUUUAUUAUUUGGCACAAAAUAUGACAGUUCCAUGGUUAGUUGGUGGUGACUUCAAUGUCAUUUGGGAUGAGGAAGAAAAGUUUGGAGGUCUCCCAGUAUCUCUAAAUGAAAUAGAUGAUUUCAGGCAUUGGAUUAACACCUGCAACUUGAUAGAUUUGGGAUUCAAGGGCAGCAUAUUUACAUGGUGGAAUGGUAGGGCAGAAGAAGAUUGUAUCUUUAAGAGGCUAGACAGGUGUGUGGCAAAUACUGAGUUUCAGCAAGCUUUCCCAGGAAUAGAAGUUCAGCACUUACCUAAGAUAGGAUCAGAUCAUAGCCCUCUUCAAAUAAAGUGUGAUAUAGAGACUCCUCUUGUGAAGAAACCAUUCAGAUUCUUGAAUUUUUGGGUGGAUCAUGCAUCUUUCAAAGAAGUGAAGCUUAAGAAAGUAUUAACAGGAUGGAGCAAGGAAACCUUUGGAGACAUUUUUCAGAAGAUAGCUAGUUUGGAAAAGGUUGUCCUUGUUCAUGAAGCUGAAUUUGAAGCAAAUCCUACCAAGCUAAACAGACAAAGGUUGCAAAAAGUACAAGCUGAACUCAUUAAAUUUUAG